GUCAUUUUUUCAAGCGAAGCCGUUCCAUACUCAAGUUUUAACCACCAGAGAGCACCACAAACGCCCACUUUUUGUGAUUGGCUUUCCGUUGGAAGAUGGCGUUCGCAUCACUUGAUUUUUUGUCAACAAAAACAACACAAGUUCUAGCUGGCUGGGCUGCACUAAGUUUUCCAAAGGAACGAAGCAUUUCAGUAAAACAAACAUGGAUCAAGAGGAUGAAGAAGUAUUCGAGAUUGUUGAUUUCACAUCUGCAUCCGAGUGGGAAGUGUUUACUUCAAGAUUGGAAGAAAUUCUAUUCUCUUGGCAACUAUCUCUAAAAGACAAAGAAGAAGAAACUACAGUUUUUCUAGGUCUAAAUGGAGAAUGGAAAUCCUCAUCUGAAGACAUCAGCUUCGCAGGACAUCCUUUCAUAUUAACACACCAUUGGGUAGAAGAAUCUGCUGAAAAAGGAAAAAGAAGCGAAUCGGUUGUAGAAAAAAAAGGCUGCCAAGUGUUUGAAUCUUUAAUGGACAAAAACCAUGACUUUCCUUUCAACAAAUGCCAUUCGCUCGCAAAAUUUUACGGGCUCGCUGAUUUUGUUAUUAUGUCUCCAGCGGGCAAUGAAAUGUUGACUUCAGAAGACCGAAUCAAUCUCCUCCUAAGCUCCGUUACCAUCGCAGUUAAUAACGUUCAAAGUCGAGUUCCGGUUUUUGUUCAGUUACAUUCCAAGUCGCAGCAACUUUAUCAAGGAACAUUUGAAUCUAAAAAUCUUCGAACGGACUUUCAAAUGGUUCAUCUCAAACGUAUCCCCCCAACUUGUAAACACUUGUCAGGACUAAUUGAGCUUUUCAAGGAAAAGAUUGGAAGUAGUUCAAUCAACCCUGUAGAGUGUUCGGUGUGUUUAACUUAUUCUUUAAUCGAUAUACGAAAUGCUGGAUGGGAUAACUGGCCUCAACAACCGCCAGAUUUUGAAUCUAAAGGAGGAGUGGUAGGAAACGCCACUCUUAGCCAACUUGGUUUUGGUGCAAUUAAGGAUCCCAUAAAGGAAAUUCUGGUUUCUGCAGUUUGGAAUAACAAUCUGAACGAAGAUGUAGUGGUUGACAGUGAAGUGUACACGGACUUGGUUCCCAUUGAAGCGCCUCUAUGGAUUGUUCGCCUUGUGUUGAACGAUAAAGUGCCGUCAUUACUCAUCAAGAGCCUUUGUUCAUUCCUAGAUUUGUGCGGUUCAAAGGAAUCUACUGAACAACUUCUUGGCAAAAACUACACGGUUCUUCAAAGUCCAGACAGUCCGGAAUAUGAGCGUGCUCUAGGAGCCUUAACUAAAGAACGAACAGGUUAUGGGAUAUUGUCCUCUAAAAGAUUGCCUUUUGCUAGUAAAAAAGCUCAAACUGGUGGACCGAUUCCCGAAAAUAUGUUGGUGAAUCUUCUCAAUUUUCUGUUUCCGGACGCUGAAGGAGAUUUAGAGAUUCAAACUCAUCCGUAUCCUGAAGAGUUUCAGUCCGACUGUUCUGCCUCUUUGGACAUUAAAUGGAAGGAAAGUUUCUCGGCCUUCAAGACGUCUCCAGUGGACAGUUUGGUGUGGCGGCUGGCCACCACUGCCGUCUACACAAUGACACACCUCAACGGGAUCGAGGGUGUAGCCCAUUGGUGGCACGAGAUCGUUCUAGAACUGCGCUAUCGCUGGGAACAUGGCUAUACCAUUCCGGGGUAA
Daphnia pulex (common water flea) is the source of this 1690-nucleotide messenger RNA. It is a transcript of the gene Rab3GAP1, whose product is annotated as rab3 GTPase-activating protein catalytic subunit-like. The record is from RefSeq and is a predicted model, not a curated record. The transcript is spliced from 9 exons. Gene Ontology annotation, molecular function: GTPase activator activity. Gene Ontology annotation, biological process: positive regulation of GTPase activity. The coding region runs from base 203 to 1690 and encodes 495 amino acids. NCBI's taxonomy places the organism in Eukaryota, Metazoa, Arthropoda, Branchiopoda, Diplostraca, Daphniidae.